Messenger RNA from Helianthus annuus (common sunflower), 792 nucleotides. RefSeq lists its product as uncharacterized. Gene Ontology annotation, molecular function: zinc ion binding; nucleic acid binding. The transcript has 3 exons. NCBI's taxonomy places the organism in Eukaryota, Viridiplantae, Streptophyta, Magnoliopsida, Asterales, Asteraceae. The record is from RefSeq and is a predicted model, not a curated record. Bases 1 to 792 code for a protein of 263 amino acids.
AUGACAGACGAGAACAGACCACCACCAGCUGUGAAACUAAUUACAACAUCUGGGGGCAAAGCGAUAUUCAAGGUUUAUGGAAUACAGAAAGCUUUAGAACUAGGUGAAGAUGAGGUAGAAGCCAAAAAGGAUGACAUGGCAAUUGCACUUCUACUUCAGGCAAUACCCGAAGAGCUCGUGUUUCAAGUAGCUCAGUUUCAGACUGUAAAGGAAAUCUGGGAAGCGUUGAAGACACGGUAUAUUGGGGUUGAACGGGUUCGAGAGGCAAAGAUUGAGCAAUUGGAAAAUGAGUUCGAAUCCUUGAAGAUAAAAGAAACAGUGAUGAUUGAUUCUUUCGCGGGCAGAAUAACAAAGUAUGUUCCAAUUGUAGCUUCAAUUGAACAAUUAGCAUAUUUGAAGGCCAUGACGUUUCAGGAAGCAAUCGUUAGACUGAAGACGUUUGAAGACGGGAUUAAAGGUAUCGAGUCUUUAGCAGAAAAUGAAGGUAAUCUAAUGUUUGCCAAUGGUGAGUCGUCCUCAAAAUCCAAAUCCUAUGAAAAUACAUGGGGGCGUGGGCGAGACAGUUCAAGUUACCGAGGCAGACGUCAAGACCGGGAUGAUGAGGACCAAGAUGGAAGUCAAAGCCGAGAUGGUCAAGGUCAUGGGUCAAAACAGAUGGGUCAAAAAAGAACCAAUGAUCGCCAAAAAGGAAGGAAAGAUAGAUCACAGGUUCAGUGUUAUCGUUGUGAUAAAUUUGGUCACUUCGCGUCAGGGUGUCCGAAUCGUAUGAAGAAACAAGAUGAAGCUAACUGA